Messenger RNA from Notodromas monacha, 5020 nucleotides. Lineage: Eukaryota; Metazoa; Arthropoda; Ostracoda; Podocopida; Cyprididae. The record is from the annotation of a GenBank genome assembly.
AGAGCCUCAGUUGUCAGUGGGCAGGAAAAUCUGCGUUUUUCGUUUUUCCUUUGUUUGGUUUUCGUCUUGGGUUCGAGGUUUUCGGUUCCCGUAAAUUCGGUUCAAGUGGGCACGCGUGAGCUUCAGUUGUUUCUCAGUGUGCGACCACCAAAAAAACAAAAACAAACAAACAAACAAGUAUAAAAUUCAAAGCGGAUUGACAAAAGAAACGGAGGUGAACCAAACACCAGCGACAUCUUCAGCAGAGAAAGAGAGAAGUUCUCGAGAUCCAGGGGGAGCCACUGAUACUUGAUUUUCUCCUGCUGAGAAAGUGAAGCGGACAUCCAUCAUCAAAAGUCUUCAUCAUCAUCCUUCACCAAGUAAAAAUUGUACCUGAGAAAGGCAGAAAAGGAAUCCUGUAUCCAAUGUUGGAGGGCGCCAUGAUUGUCAAAGAUGAUGACUGUGACUAUGAUUCCUUGAAUGGGCUACAAGAUUUAGGCCCAUUGCACCAACAGCAGCAGUCUCCUGACCAGAUGGAUGCCAGAUCAGGGUCUCCAGGACCCAUUGCCAACUCACCAACUGCCUCCAUGAACUCUGGCAGUGGUGAGGAGAGCAAGACCAAUCUGAUAGUCAACUACUUGCCUCAGAACAUGAAUCAAGAGACCAUCAGGGCCCUUUUCUCUCAAAUUGGUGAAGUUGAGAGCUGUAAACUCAUCAGGGAUAGGUCACCUGGUUCUGAGUCCCAUGGACAAAGUCUGGGAUAUGGAUUUGUGAACUUCCAUAGGGCUGAAGAUGCUGAAAAGGCCAUCAACCAGUUGAAUGGAGUGAGGAUCCAGAAUAAGAUCAUCAAGGUGUCUUAUGCAAGGCCCAGCAGCGAAACGAUCAAAGGAGCAAAUCUUUACGUUAGUGGAAUGCCAAAAUCGUGGACACAAACCGAACUCGAGUCCCUGUUCGCCCCCUACGGCAAAAUCAUCACUUCGCGGAUCUUGUGCGACAACUUGACCGGCCUCUCCAAGGGAGUCGGUUUCCUGCGCUUCGACCAACGUUGCGAGGCUGAGCUGGCUAUCCAGAAGCUACACGGCACUAUCCCCGACGGUUUCGCAGAGCCCGUGACCGUGAAAUUCGCCAACAACCCGAGCAACAACCCGAAGGCGGCCCUGCCGCUGGCGGCGUACCUGCCGCCUCAGAUGCGCAGGUUCCCCGGCCCGAUUCACCACGCGGCGUCCACUGCUGCGAACCGGUUUCGCGCACCACUAGGAGGGGAUAUUUUGUCAGCAGCAGCAGCCGCAGCAGCAGCGACAUCUAACCCACUUCUGGGCAGCAACGCGGGCAUGAACAACGGCUGGGUGAUCUUCGUGUACAACUUGGCCCCGGAAACCGAGGACAAUAUCCUGUGGCAACUCUUUGGCCCCUUUGGAGCUGUGCAGAAUGUCAAGAUCGUCAGGGAUUUGCAGACAAAUAAGUGCAAAGGUUUUGGAUUCGUCACCAUGCUGAACUAUGAUGAAGCCCUGCUGGCCAUACAAACCCUGAAUGGCUACACUCUGGGCAACAGGGUUCUGCAGGUGUCCUUCAAGACCAACAAGAAGCAAGGAGCCCCUGGGGCUCCUUAAGAAAGAAAAAAAGCAUGAAAAGAAAGGAAGAUACCCAUACUCAAGGGUGCUCUAUAUGCGCAAAAUUAACAUUUUGUUGCCUCCUCCUCUUCUUCUUCUAAAAAAAAAAACUAUGAUUUCCUACCUUCCCUUUAUGUCUGUGUGCUUUACAUGUGGCACAACAAUCACCUUUUGCAUGUCCUUUGAGGGAAAAACAAUUACCAACUUCAGGACAAUCAAACUGAAAGAAGAAUAAUAUUUCUAUGUGGUUCUUGACUGGUGUAGAAAAUUUGGGGGAAAGACUGCCUGGGAAGGUAUAAUUUAUAAAUCCUUUCCAAAUUGUAAUUAUAGACUGGAUUUAAGAUCAGGCCAGUUGAAUUUCAAUCAACAAUAUAAUAUAGAUCAUUGUUACCCAACCUUGUUUGCCCCCAUCAGACUGGCAAAUUUGCAAAAAAUAUUUGGCAGACCUGCAAAGCAUCAUAAAAUGUUUGCAGACUCAAAAAAGUUUUUUUGCAAGACUUUAUGGCAGUUAUUUAAAAUGUUUCUGCAUGUUUGCAAAAACAAAGUGAAUACAAAUGAAGCUGCUAUAUUGGAAUGUCCUCAAAAAUUUAGGAAGGUGGGCUUGAAGAAAGUUUUCCCCUAAAAAAAAAUACAAAAAUAAUUGAUUCCAGCAGUGGAAAUUUUGUCUGAAGUUUUAUUUGGAGGAAAGCCAACUUUUAUUUUUCAUCACAUAAUUUCAAAUGCCAUUGUCUUUCUGAAAUGUAUGUUAAACAUAAUAGACUUCAUUGCUACUUUUGAUAAAUGUAUCAUGCUGAAACAAAUUUCCUGUGGACUUUCAAAAAACCUCUGCAGACCAUGGAUUGGGGAAACACUGAUAUAGAUAGUACUGUAUUGUGAGGAUGUGAAACCUGGAGUUGCUGGGAUCACAUAUGACAUCUGACUACUAAGCAGCCAUAUUAGAUACAUCAGAUUAAUUGAAAGAAAUAUGAGACAAAAGACUUAUGAAGCAGGGGACCAAUUAAUUUUGGGCUGGGACAGUUGAACAGCUUCUUCUUGACAUAUUACACCAUUUGCUCAUGAAUAAUACUGUCAUUUUGCAGAAUGGGACAAGUGCAGAAAAGGGAUUGUGUAGCCACAUGUAGUGUGAAUUUUUCUGGGGAAGAUACAAACCCAGUCAUUGUGGUAUUUCUUUACUUUCAAUGUGUUGAAAACACAUCACAAAAAAAUGGGAUUAUGAUGGGAGAGCUGGAAGAUGAAAAUAUGAUCGUGAAUUGCAGUGCCAUCUGGAAAAAAAAUACAUGACCAAGAGGGGGGUUUCAGAGCUUUGCAUGAACCCCCUUUCUCAAGUCACUCUUUCUUCUCCCCUGCUUUCGAAAUUUCUAUAUAGAUGUCUGAGUUGUUGUUUGCUUCUUGGUGUUUGUGUUCAGGUGCUGUGGGUAUAUACAUUUCUCUGCUUUCUGUUCUUUCAUGGGUGGAAGACAAUAAACAAAAUGCAUGUCUAGAAACUCUUUGAAUCUCCUGUAGAACUUUUUUUCUAAUUCUUCCAUCUUUUUUCACCCCCUGUGAUCAAAAAAAAAAAAGACAAAGAAAGAAAAAGGGGGAAAUGUUUGGGAGUAUAUAUACAGAAAAAAAGAAAAGAAAUGAUGUUGAUCAAGAUGAUCUCAAACUGAUCAAGUGCAAUAGGAAGAUCUCUAAUUGAACAGGAAAAGGCGAGUUUGGGGAGGGCUUUUUUGAGUGAAUGGAUCUCGAUUUUAUGCCAUUGAUUUGAGUCACUUUUAAUCAGUGAAGAAAUGAGUCUAGUCCUGAGUGUGUUGAGUGAUGAGAAGGAUGCGUUUUUUCGGUUCUUCCUCAGUCUCUUCUCUCUCUCUUUCCCACUUUUUUUCUUUUCUCCAAUUUCCCACUAAAAUAAUCAAAUAAAUAAAAUUAUAAUAAAUAUAUUUAGUACAGUAAUUCUCCUGAACUAUAUGCCUCAACAUCAAGUUGCUUUAAAAAGCCUUUGUAUAUCUUAGUGCUGAGUCAAAAAUGAAAUGAAAUACUGCAGUUUUUUUGUGUCAUUUCCAUCCAUUUUCUCCAAAAGGCAGCAAAAAGUUUUAAAAUCAGUUGUUUGCCUUGAACCUUGCCUUUUUUUUAAGGCACAUUAAUGCACUAAUGUUUUUAAAAUUUUAAAUGUAUGCUUAUCACUCCCAAUUUUCUCUCACAAGGCAACAAAAAGUUUUAAAAUCAGUUUUUUGCCUUGAAAAUUGAUUUUGCCUUUUUUAAAGGCACAAUAAUGCACUAUUGUUUUUAAAAUUUUAAAUUUAUGCUAAUCACUCCCAUUUUCUCUUGAAAAAUGCCUAAUUUGAAAUUGGGGACUUAUGACAGUAACUCAAUGACACAUGGCUUAAUUGAGUAACUUGACAUUCAAAGGUUUGUUGGAUGGAUUUAGUGUCAGAAAAUUGUCCUGAAUCAAAUAUUUGAAAACAGCUGGAGAUUAAAAAAAAAAAAGUGGGAAAAAGGGUGAAAGAAGGUGACUGAAAGGAAAGGACCGAGUUUUUUCUCAAUUAUUCCACGGGAUUCAGUGGCAUUCAGCGAUGUUUUUGAUGUUUUCGGCUUUUGAUCACACGUACGUGCAUUCAGUAUAUUCGAAUCAUUUUUAAUCACGAAUUUAGUCGCUUUGUUGUAAAAUCGUAGCACGAGUUGGACUUGUUGCUUGUAGCCAUUUUUUCUCGUCCUGUGGGGGUGGGGGUCAAAAAUUCGGGAUCUGCUGACGGUGGGGUCGAAAACGACAGAGAGAGAGAAAAAAAACCUUGGGGGGCAGCUUUAAGAAAGAAAAAAAAAAUGAAAGAGAGAAAGAGAAAAAAAAACUGUUUUUUCAAUACUCGGAUUCAAUCCUGGCACACGGAAACUUUCGGAGCUUCCUGGCAACACUGGGUGUCGUGGUUUGAGGGGAGACAAGCUUGUUUCGGGGGUGGGUUUAGGAUUUUUCGCCUGCGGGUGGGGUUUUGGGGGUUUAAAAAAAAAAGAAAAACGGAGUAGGACAGGGAAACUCUGGUGGGCAACGAGCUUUCAUAAGGACUGUAGGGAUUUAAAAUAUUAAAAAAGAAGAAGAAGAUCCGGGUUUUAAUUGAGGGGGGGGGGAGUCAAAAAUGGAAUCGUCACGGUUUUGUACGUAUUUUUCAGCGCUGGCGUGACGAGAAAAAGAAGAAGAAAAAAUUUAAUUCGGGAUGAAACAUUUCUUGAAUUCUUUCCGCGAUUUCUUGAAGAAGAAGAACUCGUUCCUGAUCUCGUCCUUCAUCUAACAACUCUUCUUUGUUCAUUCUGGCUUCUUUUUCUCCGAUAUUGAAAAAAAAAGCAUGUGGAUGAUACAAUUGUGUUGACUGAUCUUUUAAAUUUAUUUGUUGUUUUUAUGCAUGCGGAUGAUUCCCUCUCGGAGGAAAAAUACAAGCGUCUCUUUUUUCUAUUCCCAAACAGAA